AUGGAAAACACAACACACUACGCUGGAUUCAUCAACAUUAUUGGCAACCCCAAUGUAGGGAAAUCGACCCUCAUGAACCGAUUGGUGGGUGAACAACUGGCCAUUAUUUCGGCCAAACCCCAAACCACCAGAGAUCGAAUCUUGGGCAUGGUCAAUGGCGAUGAUUUUCAAAUGGUGUUUUCGGAUACACCCGGGGUUUUAGAUCCAGCCUAUCCUUUACAGGCCAAUAUGAUGGAUGAAGUAAAACGCGCCAUCGAAGAUGCCGAUAUUAUAUUAUUGGUGGUUCAACCCAAAGAGUUGGAGUUUCAAAAUCAGGCUUUGAUGACUCAACUAAAAACAUCUUCUACGCCCAUUCUUAUAUUGAUUAAUAAAAUUGAUUUAAUCAAACCCGAUGCGCUAGAAAAACUAUCGGAUCAUUGGCACGCCCAAAUUCCCAGUGCCGAGAUUUUGCCCAUUUCGGCCAAAGAAAAAGUCAAUAUUGAUUUUUUAAUCCCUCGAUUGCAACAAUUGCUUCCUGUUCAUCCAGCCUAUUACCCCAAAGAUCAACUGACCGACAAACCCGAAAAAUUUUUAAAAUCCAAAAGCAUUCAGGCCGAAAUUCAUGAAAUCAGUGGAUCGGUUGAGGUGGCCCCCAGCAUUGGUUUGGCCGAAGGGAUUUGCGAUUUGGUGAGUUCUGGCAAUACGUUAUUUAUGAACGGAUUAAAAGAGGUGGAGGUGUUGUUGCACUCUGAAGCGGUAUUGAUAGCCAGCCCCAAUUUGUCGCCCGAAAAACAAGCCAUUUAUGAGCAGUUAAUUUUUAGAAUAGAAGCCACCCAAAGGGCUCAACAAAAUAAAUAUGUGGUGCUUAAUGUACCCAAUGAUAAAAUAUCGGCCAUUGCCCAAGUGUUAUCGGGCAUUAAAAGUCCUACGGUGGUUCCACUGGCGCAAGAAGGAUGGAGUGCCCUGCAUUCGGUCAUUCCCGAUAAGGAUUUUUGGUCAUCGAUUGAUGAAUUAAAACGCAUGGGAGCCGAAGGCAUUUUGGUUAUGCCCAUCGAAAAAAUGGUGUUAUGA
This is a messenger RNA of Notodromas monacha, 1050 nucleotides long. The record is from the annotation of a GenBank genome assembly. NCBI's taxonomy places the organism in Eukaryota, Metazoa, Arthropoda, Ostracoda, Podocopida, Cyprididae.